Molecule: messenger RNA, 3167 nt
Organism: Trichoplusia ni (cabbage looper)
Lineage: Eukaryota; Metazoa; Arthropoda; Insecta; Lepidoptera; Noctuidae
Product: probable RNA-binding protein 46
Exons: 6
Coding region: 469-1527 (352 amino acids)
Biological process (GO): negative regulation of miRNA-mediated gene silencing; mRNA stabilization
Cellular component (GO): cytoplasm; nucleus
Molecular function (GO): mRNA binding
Source: RefSeq, a predicted model, not a curated record
AUCCCCUAUACCAUAGCAUUUUUAGAUUUAAUAUACCAAAAUAAGAUUUAUUAGACACGAAACUGAACUUUUGUUGUCAUUUUGAAAGGAAACACUGUUCUAUUCUUUCUCUUUUUGAAUUAAAUAAAACUGAUUUCCUAAUCAAAUACAGUUUUUAUUAUUCAUUUUGAUGUCUUAGUUCUUGUAGUCGUGAAACUUAUUAAACAAUUCAGUGGUAAUAUUUUAUGAUAAUCAUUGUUGAUUGGAGUUGUUUCCUUCAAUUAAGUAUAAUAUUUUGACUAAUAUUCAUAUCGAAGGUCAUUGGGAAGAGCUUCCAUUUUGUUGACAAAAACGCCAUUUUAUUUUUCUGAGAAAGACUAUCGACUUCGUUCCGUUUGUUUCUUUUUUUGGGAAAUCACGGAGAGCGUGUACGCGUCGAAAAAUAUUUUCGUAAAUAUUGUUAUAAGAAAAAUAUUUGUAUUGGCUGAAAUGCCUCCUGUUAAGCAUUAUUCGUCUAGUGAAGUGAAUCAGUAUGAAUUAUCAUCCAGACUAUUAUCCCUUACUGAAAACAAUACUUCUUAUACUCUUACACAAAUAAACGGCCAAAGGAUCUACAGAAAAGCUCCCCACGCAUGGAGUGGACCAGAACCGUCAAGGAAUUGCGAGGUGUUCAUCGGAAGAAUCCCUCAUGAUUGCUUUGAAGAUACUCUGGUGCCGUUGUUCCGCCAAGCAGGAGAGCUUUUUGAGUUUCGUCUAAUGAUCAACUUCUCUGGUUGGAAUAGGGGGUAUGCCUUCGCGAUGUAUACUACUGACGCUGAAGCCAGUAACGCCAUUCGGAUGUUCAAUAACUAUAUGAUAAGACCAUCUUGGCAACUAGGCGUGUGUCCGUCCAUAAACAACUGUCGUAUCUUUAUAUCUCGUAUCCCGCCGACCACCCCGUCUGCGGAGAUUGUUCGGCUGUUGUACGCUCUGACGGAUGAGGUGCAGGAAGUUCGUAUUCGCCGAUCAAUUGCUUCGUGUGCCGCUAUCGUAGAGUACAAGUCUCACCGCGGAGCUGCGAUGGCUAGAAAAGCUCUCGUAGCUGCUGCUGCGGCUGCUUGGGGCUGCGGUGCUAGACCUGCCGUGGAUUGGUCUCUGCCCCAAUCUCCGCAAUUGCUGAAGCAAUACCGAGAGGUCGGACGUUGGACUCCCGAGCGUGGGGUAGAACUAACUCGCGCUCCAGAAGAGCCUGCGACUACUUCUCCGCCGCCUGCAGCGCCGUCCUACACUCUGGAGCCGUGGUCUCAAGCCCGCCGCCUACGCAUGAUUCACGAAGCACAACGUAGCGCUGCCGCUGCUGCUGAGUGGUCAAGUCGUAUUAAUACUGGCAUGGAGUCACUGGUAUCGUCUAUGGGUUCGCUGGGUCUGGGCGGGGCGCGCGCGGCGGGCGUAUGGGGCGCGCCGGGCGCCACUCUGUCGCCGCCGGCGCCGCAGCCGCGCGACUUCAACCCCUGGACCGCCAGGCACCCCAUGCAGGAGUUUAUAACUCCUGGGAAGGACAGCCAGUGAGUGCACUUGCUGUAAAUGAGCGCUUCCGAAACUGUUACACGACACGUGUUGGCUUAUUGUAAAAAAAUAUUUUUAAAUAUAUCGCAUAGACAUAUUUAAUAACCAUAAAUAUUUUGUUUCCGAUUUUCUUUGCAAGUAAUAAAACUUGCAACUUUCUUAGUUAAUGUAAGACAUAGGAUCACGCGAACUAACGCGAAGUAGUUUAGUAAAUAAGUACUUCACAAUAAAGUCAAUGCGUUUAUCGUACAACUGUUUCGGCCGUUUUCCCUUUCUUUUUUUGUUGGUGUUGAUUAAUUUAUUGCAUGAUUAUGAAUGUUUGUCUUGUUUGCAUCGUGCGUUUGUUCGGUGUGAGGUUUGGUGGAGUGCGGGAGAUAACAUGGGGUAACUUCACUAAUAAGAUGUAUGUGAUUACACAAUGAAGUGCUUUUUCAAAAGGUGACAUAAAAAUCUCUCACCUAGUGUAGGGGACCAUGGAUGAUAUGAUUUCAAUUGAUUAACGAUUUUAUGUAUAUCGACAUAUUAUUUUGCCUAUAGAAAUUGAUGCGAAAUUAAAAUUGUCUACUAUUGAAAAUGCACUUCCAUCUAGGUUGUUUACAUUGCUGAAUGAAAUUCAACUUGCUUUGUAAAUAUAUGUUGAAUUUAACUGAUUUUUCGGAACAUUUUAUCAUUCAGGCAUUGCGAAAAGCUGAUAUGACUAAUCGUGUUUACAAAUAACGUUCUUUUACAAUGUUCCAUGAAAGCCAUUUAAAUCACGAAAAACUAAUUUAACGUUUUCUUUUCAUAAGGUAUAUCAAAAGGCUGAUAAAAUCAAAUAUGCAUUAUGCAUACAUGAAACCAGUGCAGGCCCAUUGAAUGAUAUUAUGUUUGUUUAGUCAGUCCAGUUCGACUGUAUUGUGGUCUAACAUCACUUCGAUGCACCUUAUUGAAAUAAUGUCUGCAAUCAAUUUUUAUCAAAUUUUAAAUUAAGAUUUUUACCAGUAAUUAAGUAUGAUAAAAAGUGAGUGGGAAUAUUUCGUUCAAUUCACUUACUUGCAUUAGUAAUCUUUUGCCAAAUGUGUUAGAAUUGCACAUACCGCCACAGAUCUCUUGCACUCCUAGUAAGGCAUAAGAGAGGUAAAUUUAGAAUUUUAAUUUUAGACAUUAUUUUAAUUUAAUCUUAAAUGUAUUUUAAUUAAGAAUCCAAUUGAAUGGCAUAAUUAUUUAUGUAUUAAAAUUUGAAGCUUUUAUAAGGCAGCAUCGAUAUAUUUUAAGCAUGAGUCUACAAUAUUGUUUUAAUGUUAUAGAUAAUAUGAAUUAAGGGCAAUUGCGGGCCGUCUGUCGGCCGCGUUAGGAUUAUUGCACUACUGGCAAUCUGCAUUUUUUGAUGUUUUUUCAACGAAAUAAAUAUUCAUGUUAUUGUACUUUACUAUUUCUGUGUAUGAAUAAGUCUUAUUUAAAAUCAGGUUUUAAGUAAAUCAAUUUGGAACUGUUUUCUCAGCAAUGAUAAACUCAGCAUUAUGAAAUUAUCUACAUGCGAAUAACAAAAUCUGAACAUUUUGUAACGAGACCAUAUGAAUUUAUCUCUCGAUGUUUUAUGAGAUUUUUAAAUAAUAUUGCAUGCCAGUAUUGAAUAAUAAAUUUAAGUAUAAUGGUUUAAUGUC